Trichomycterus rosablanca is the source of this 586-nucleotide messenger RNA. RefSeq names its product NDUFA4 mitochondrial complex associated a (gene coxfa4a). NCBI's taxonomy places the organism in Eukaryota, Metazoa, Chordata, Actinopteri, Siluriformes, Trichomycteridae. The transcript is spliced from 4 exons. The coding region runs from base 98 to 346 and encodes 82 amino acids. The record is from RefSeq and is a predicted model, not a curated record.
GAGUCCUUUAUGUUACCCUGAUCUGACUGUCCGAAAGGCCGCAACUAAUCCGUUUACCUCGUUUUAUUUGGGAGAUUUAACCCUUUAUUUGGGAAAAAUGCUGGGCACCGUUAGUAAACAGCUGAGAAGCCACCCUGCUCUGAUUCCCCUGUUUGUGUUUAUCGGAGGUGGAUGUACAAUGUCCCUUACCUACCUGGCUAGACUGGCCCUCCGUAACCCCGAUGUCUGCUGGGAUAAAACAAACAACCCAGAGCCCUGGAACAAACUGGGGCCCAAUGGCCAGUACAAGUUCUACUCUGUAAACUUGGACUAUGCUAAACUGAAGAAGGAAGGUCCCGACUUCUAAAGCAAAAGAUCUGGUGAAGCCUCCUGCGCAUGGUUGGACCAAAGGCUUGAGAUUAAACCAAAAGACUUGGUCUGCACAAUCACCCCAGUGUCCUUUAUCCAAACUUUUAAAAGAGGCUUCUUGGCACAGUUUUGUCUUUACUUGAUUACUGUGUCCCGUUUUCAUUUACUUGGGAUGCUUGGUAAUUUCUCUACAGCAGCACAAUAAAGGAGGCUUAUCUCCCUUGUACAGAGAACAUUA